Myiozetetes cayanensis is the source of this 2605-nucleotide messenger RNA. RefSeq names its product DEAH-box helicase 40 (gene DHX40). Gene Ontology annotation, cellular component: intracellular anatomical structure. The coding region runs from base 113 to 2314 and encodes 733 amino acids. Lineage: Eukaryota; Metazoa; Chordata; Aves; Passeriformes; Tyrannidae. The transcript has 17 exons. Gene Ontology annotation, molecular function: RNA binding; ATP binding. The record is from RefSeq and is a predicted model, not a curated record.
CCUCAGGUGGGGGGGUCCCCUCAGGUGAGGGGGGUCCGCAGGUGAAGGGGGUCCCUCAGGGGAAAGGGGGUUCGCAGGUGCCCCCCCCCCGCCCCUCCCGGGGACCCCCGCCAUGGACGGCCCGGCCCUGCCCAUCCGCCGCUCCCGCCGCGAGCUGGUGGAGGCCGUGAGGGAGCGGCCCUUCCUCAUCGUCACCGGCGAGACGGGCAGCGGCAAGAGCACGCAGCUGCCCAGGUACCUCUUCGAGGCAGGCCUGGCCGAGCACGGGGCCAUCGGUGUCACCCAGCCCCGGCGCGUGGCCACCAUGUCGGUGGCGCAGCGGGUGGCCGAGGAGAUGGGCUGUGCCCUGGGCACUCGCGUGGGCUACCAGGUCCGCUUCGACGACUGCACCUCCGAGGACACUGCCAUCAGGUAUAUGACUGAUGGCUGCCUGUUGAGGCAGAUCCUGACAGACCCCCUCCUCAGCAAGUACAGCAUCAUCAUUUUGGAUGAAGCCCACGAGCGGAGCCUCAGCACUGAUAUCUUAUUUGGUUUGCUGAAGAAACUCUUCCUGCAGAAGAAACCCCCCGGCAGGAAGGCGGAGAUGAAGGUGGUGGUGAUGUCGGCCACCCUGGAGGUGGACAAGCUCUCCGAGUUCUUCGGGCACUGCUCGGUGCUGCACAUUCCAGGGAGGAGUUACCCUGUCAAGGAGAUCUUCUGUAACCUGCUGAGCCCCAGGGACGUGGGCAGCUCUGCCUAUGUCACAGAGGCUGUAAAAGUCACCCUGGAUGUCCAUCUGAAUGAACCAGAAGGCGACAUCUUGGUCUUCCUGACAGGUCAAAUUGAGAUAGAAAAAGCCUGUGACCUGCUCUUCAAGAAAGCAGAGUCCAUCGAUUACCGCUACGAGGUGCACGAUCGGGCCGUGGAGGGAUUGCUUAUCCUGCCUCUGUAUGGCUCAAUGUCCACAGAUCAACAGAAAAGGAUAUUUUUGCCAGCUCCUCCAGGCAUUAGGAAAUGUGUGGUGUCCACAAACAUUGCUGCAACAUCUCUGACCAUCGAAGGAGUCAGGUACGUGGUGGACAGCGGGUUCGUGAAGCAGCUGAAUCACAACCCCCGAGUUGGUUUGGACAUCCUGGAGGUGGUUCCCAUUUCCAAGAGCGAGGCGAAGCAGCGAGCGGGCCGAGCCGGCAGGACCUCGUCCGGGAAGAGCUACCGGCUGUACAGCAGGGAGUUCUGGGAGCAGUGCAUGCCUGACCACACCGUGCCAGAGAUCAGGAGGACCAGCCUGACAUCUGUCAUCCUGACCUUGAAGUGCCUCUCCGUGCAUGAUGUCAUCAGGUUUCCCUAUUUGGACCCCCCUGAAGAAAGACACAUUUUAGAAGCUCUGAAGGAACUUUACCAGUGCAGUGCUAUUGACAGGAGAGGCCACGUGACAAGACUGGGAGAAUUCCUGGUGCAGUUUCCCCUCCCUCCCAACCUGAGCUGUGCUGUCAUAAAAGCUGCUUCCCUGGACUGCGAGGAUCUCCUGCUCCCCAUCGCGGCCAUGCUGUCCGUGGAAAACGUCUUCAUCCGCCCAGGUGAUCCUCAGAAGCAAAAGGAGGCUGAGCUUCAACACCAGGAACUUUCCUCACAAGUGGGAGGAUGCAAUGACUUUGCAACCCUCUUAAAUAUUUUUGAACAGUGCAAAGCAAGCCAGCGUCCCUCAGCCUGGUGCCAGAGACACUGGAUCCACUGGAGGGCUUUAAAAUCUGCUUUUAGUGUGGAAAAACAGCUCCGGGAAAUAACCAGUAAACUGAAAGAGCUACCAGACUUCCCCAAAGAGACAUUUGAAGGCUCCAGGACUGAAAUCCUGAGGAGAUGCCUGUGUGCAGGAUACUUCAUCAACGUAGCUCGCAGAUCUGCAGCCAGGACCUUCUGCACAAUGGACGGACACGGCAGCAUCGUCUACAUCCACCCCUCAUCCACACUCUACAACCAGGAGACCCUGCUGGAGUGGAUCAUCUUCCACGACGUCACCGUGACGUCCAAGAUCUACGUGCGGACGGUGUGCCCCGUGCGCUACGAGUGGCUCAAGGAGCUGCUGCCCCGGCUGCACCAGAUCGACGCCUACGAACUGAGCAGCGUGGCCAGGGAGGAGGUGACAGAGGAGGAGAUCACCAGGUGGAAGCAGAAGGAGGACCUGAAGAGGCAGUUUGAAGGAGCCACAGCCAGCUCUGCCAAGAAGCUGGAGAGGAGGAACGAUGAUCAGUCCAUCCUGGACGCCAGAGCCCGUUACCUGGAGAGGAAGCAGCAAAGAGCUCGGGGUUUGGGUGGCCCAGUGAAAGAGCUGGGGUGAUUGUGGUGCCACUCCACUCCCACGGCAGGGAGGGUGCUUUGAGCAGCUCUGGGGGUGUUUGCAAGGUGCAAAGUGACUCCCAGAAUGGAGGGAAACUUCUGCUUUGUGGUUACUGGAGGGCAGGAGAGCAAAACACAACCUGCCCUCGCUGCAGCCAGCAAGGGAAAAGCGACCGAGGUGGAUUUUGUUGCUGCAUGUCACUGGCAACAGUUUACUGUGGUGCCAAUUCUGUGGCAUUUCAUUGACUUAGAAAGGCCUCAGUGCCGAUAUAAAUAAAAUUUUCUUAAAGAU